AUGAAACAUUUUUUUUUAAACUGCAUCAACAACAUAGUUAAAAGAAAAAGGGAAAACAAAGUGAAACAGAUUUUGAACAUCAUUUUGGAAAGGCAGCGUGAUGGGCACUUGGGCGACGACGAUGUUGUGUACCCUCUGUCAGCGCUGUGUUCCUUCCUGAAUGACUUGAGCGACCAGGUGAGACGUCUGGUUCAUAAGCAGCACGGGAGGAGAGAUGGCCAGACCCAGGCUGGAAAGGGAUCUCCUCCGCUGACACGCACGCAGUUAUCGACGCCGCGAACUGCGCGAACUGCGUCAACUACGGCAACCACGUCGCUGACUGCGCUGCACCACUUUUCGCGAACGAGCCAGCUGCACGUGCGCUCCUUCGUCGAAGCCCUCUUGAAGCAGUUCCAUGCAAAGGGGGACCCUUCAGAGGAAACCAUCCGAAGCUGCACAUACCUGCUGAAUGCGCUGUGCCUGCUCGACUACGACGGGCAGGAGAACCACUGCAGGGAGCUCCUCUCCAGAGUGGUCAAUUCCUUUGUCCAACUGAAUAGGAGGUACCUAAGCCAUGUUGGGAGGGGCGGCCAAAGGGGUCAAGUCCCAGAAGGGACACCCACCCAAUGGGGGGUCAGGAAAACUCAAAACGACCCUUCCAACAGACACGUAGGCAGCCAAAUGUUGGUGGAAGUUCUUACAGUGAUUAACAAGCAUUAUAUAAGACUAAGAAGCUCCAAUGAAGAGAUCGAUCUGCUGAGCGUGUUCUACCUGGAGGUGGUUAAUUACCUCUUCGCCUCAACCGCACUUCGUGUAAGGCCCCCUGCGGAGCGUCACCCUGAGGGUAAUCAUCGUCCUGUCAAGGAGGGGCAUCACCGGACAGAUAAACAUCGUCAUGUCGAGGCGGAGCCCCACCCAGGGGUCGUGGUAACUAGGCAUAUCGAUCUGAACCGCAUGGACUUGAACCGAAUCGGGCGAUUCUACUCGGAGGUGCACUUGGACGUGCACCACUUUGUUAGUAUCGCGCUGUUUGUGAAGAAGUACGCGGAGGCUCUAAACCGCUUCGACCUCCGGGGGAGGGGGUUCCCAAAAGAGGCUGCUCAGGAAGAUGCUGCGAAAUCGGCUGCGAAAUCGGCUUCUAAACCCGCUGAGGAACAUCCUGACGAUGGAUACCCCAUUAGCCGCGACCACCUCCGCCGCACGCUAAGCACAGCCACCGUGCACAUUUACCUCCACCUGUUUUGGAGACCAAAGUGGGAGGAGUCUUCACAAGGGGGACAGGCCUCCUCAAACAGACGACAACACAUAUGUAGUGAAGAGGCACAUCUGGGAGGAGUCCCCUCUCAGAAUGUGCAAAAAGGACCAACAUCCUAUGCUUACCGAGAAGGGAACUCAUCCAAUGCUACUUCCCCCAAUGGGAGUUCACCCCAUGGGAGUUCCCCCAAUGGGAGUUGCCCCUUUCUCUUCAUGUGGAGUUACUUCCCCGAUGAGUUCUCCAAACUAUACAAGUCGGACAAAAUAAACAUGGAUUUUGUUUUAAGUCAAAACGUUAUGGACAUCGUGAGCUGCUUAAAGACGCUGUCGUUGAAAAUACUAGCUAGCGAUUCUAUCACCUGUGAUCACUUUAACAGGAGGAUCUACAGUCAUGUCUUAUCUUUUAGGCUCCUCCUAAAUGUCAUAAAUGGAGAAAGGUUGCCCCGAAGAGACUUCCUCGUUAGUGCCCUUUCUGUGUACUACCAUUUUUGGCACUUCAUUUUGAAAUUCUACUCCUCCCUGGUUUAUACCAACACUUUGGUCUCUCUGCUUGGAUGCUUCUGCGCAGGGAGGAUGUGGGCCAUGAAAAGGAGCGAUCGCGACCCCCCCAUUCGGAUGAUAAACGCGGAGGUGGUGCGGAGGUGGAAGGAAACAGACGCGAAUGGUGUGGGUGCUCCCUCGGGUGGGCACUCAUUCAGCGAGGUACACACGGCAGAAAGUGAGUAUCCACAUGGAUCGAAAGUCAGAUCGAAAGUCAGAUCGCUAGUCAUAUCGCAAACCCCGCAGUGUCCCCUCCUGCUGGCCAACCGGAGGCACCUCUUCAAUAUGUGUAGCCUCUACGCGCAGCUUAACUUCCACGACGAGGCCUUCGCCCGACUCCUCACUAAAACGACCACUCAUAAUUUAACACAGCUAAGCAAGAAGGACAUCAUGGCGGUCGUGUUCUACCUGGGGAAGGCACCCCCAACUCAGGGUGAGAUGCUACUCCACUUAGUCAGACAGAUACAGAGGCACAUCACCACCUACGACAUGUGCGACUUGCACUUAACAUUGAAGACACUCCUCAAGUAUACCAAUCAGCAAGGGGGGAAGACUCUCUUCGCCACUCAUUUUCCCGCUAUUAUACUACACCAUGUCCUUAUACGCGUCCUCAUUGUGUGUUCCAAAAUGGAGACAGAAGACAAAGCUGCACAGUCCCCAUGGCAGGGAAAGACCAAAGAGGAGGUUGUCCCCCAUCAGGUUGAUUUCACUAAGACUCUUCAUGAGUUCUAUGAUGUGCUUAUCUCCUCUGAGGGGUUCCAAAAAAUGCUAGUAAUCCAACGGGGCAACACUCCACACGUAUUAUCGGACGGCACUACUGCCCUUUCCAUUAUCCAAGAAGAGAUGCAAGCCGUUUAUUCGAAGGUGAGAAGACCAUCCAGUUGGUUCAUGUCACUCAUCGGAGAGCUCACCCGAGGUGAGAAGAAGCCAUUUCUUCGCAACACCCUCAACAUAUUAAACGUCGCAGUUAAGCUAAUGAAGAGCAUGUGCGUCCCCCUCUUCGGUGAUGACUACCCUCCCUUGUACGAAGCCUGUUGUCUCCACCUCUUCGACGCUCUGUACCUUCUCAUUAAGCGAACGAAGAACCUCCGAGAUUGUUUCACUGUUUCAGAGUGGGUCAGUUUAAUCCUCUGCCACUGCAAGGUGGGCCACAUGCCCGACUACCUUAACGAGUAUUUGGCACUGCUCCACGGGAAGCUCCCUGCCGAGAUCCGCGCGAACCAGGCAGCGGCAGUGGCAGGUCCGCGAGGGGAACUCCUAGGGGUGCACAUCAAGGACCUGCGCCUUAUUCGGAUGUUAUCGCAGCGGCUAAAAUUGUAUCACUUAAAAAAUGCGGAGCUCUUUGCACCGUUUCUGUAUGCGCGGGGGUCCCUAAAUGAUUACAUCUACAAACUACUACUCCGGCGAUUCAAGAAGGUCACACACAAAGGUCCAAUAAACAUCUUCAAAUCUGUAUUGUCUCCCCAAAGCAGCUACAACGUCGACCUCCUCUUCUCCUGUAAUUACACCAUAAGUGAGAUUAAAAAGAAAAUUGCAGAAUAUAUGUAUGAGCUGAAGCUCGUCGAUGGAGAAAAAUUUAAAGCCGUUUAUCUAGGGAAGAGGAGAUUAGUCAGGCCAAUCAAGAAACAGAUGGAGGCUUACUAUGUCUUGUUUUCCUUUCAAAUGUACCCCUCGUUGAUUCACGAAAUUAAAAGGAAGCUUUCUUUGCAGGACGCCGUCUUGAGAUUCAUGAUAACGAAGAACGAAAAGACAUCCAGGUGCCUCGAGUACGAGGAGAAUGAGCCUGUCAGACAAGGGAUCGCCGCCACCGAGGCGCAAUUUUUUAAGAGGGCGGACUGA
Plasmodium inui San Antonio 1 is the source of this 3612-nucleotide messenger RNA. RefSeq lists its product as hypothetical. Gene Ontology annotation, molecular function: rRNA binding; structural constituent of ribosome. The coding region runs from base 1 to 3612 and encodes 1203 amino acids. Gene Ontology annotation, cellular component: ribosome. NCBI's taxonomy places the organism in Eukaryota, Apicomplexa, Aconoidasida, Haemosporida, Plasmodiidae. The record is from RefSeq and is a predicted model, not a curated record. Gene Ontology annotation, biological process: translation. The transcript has 3 exons.